Molecule: messenger RNA, 2306 nt
Organism: Syngnathoides biaculeatus (alligator pipefish)
Lineage: Eukaryota; Metazoa; Chordata; Actinopteri; Syngnathiformes; Syngnathidae
Gene: rras2
Product: RAS related 2
Exons: 6
Coding region: 1242-1850 (202 amino acids)
Biological process (GO): signal transduction
Cellular component (GO): plasma membrane
Molecular function (GO): GTP binding; GTPase activity; GDP binding
Source: RefSeq, a predicted model, not a curated record
UUAUGAAAAUCAUCAAAAUUUUCACAGAAAAUGUGUUUUCUUGCUAAUCCACUGAUGAAGUUUUUCGCAAAAAAAAACAUCGGCCUAUGGAUAGGUUUCCAAUGACGUCGCCACAGUCCUUAGCAAAGCAAAGCAAAUUUCUUUGUAGAGCUCAUUUCAUACACGAGGUAACUCAAUGUACUUUACAUGAUUAAAGGUAUUUCAAAACAAAGAGAUAAAACAUAUAAAAUGGGAUAAAAACAAUAAAAAAUGACAAUCACAAUAUUGAAAAAAGGACAAUUAAAACUGCAUACAGUGCAAAUAUGAUCAAAAAGUGGAUAUAUUCUAAAAAGCACGAGAAGAAAAAAGUUUUCGACCUGGAUUUAAAAACAUUCACACUUGGGGUUGACCUCACCUCUGUCGGCAACUUAUUCCAUUUGUGUAAAGCAAAUGUGCGUGCGAUUAGACCAAUCGGAUAAAUUAAUGAUUAAAAAAAAAACUUCACGCUUAACCUAUCAACUGUGUUCUCUGACCUCUAUGACACACAAGAUGGUGUAAUUGGAAACACAUCCAUAAAGGUGAAGCAGAGCGUGAACAGUAAACAACAACAACCGUAAACAAAACUUUGUUCAAGUGAAUUAAGGUCAUCAGAUAAUUAAAAAAAACUUGACAAACAAACUUUAACAGUGUCAAAGUAAAUCUUUUUAAUUUACGCGUGGAAUGUUUUCUCACAACCACGAAAUCGGAGAUUAACGCAAUUAAUCGCUGUCGCUGCACAGGUCAGCAUGCUUGUUUUGGGAGUAUCAAGAUGGCGGAUGGCGAAUUCAGUUUUGGCGGCCGAUGAGCCAAAAGUUUUUUUUUUUUGGUUUGUUUUAGAUCAGUGGUCGCAAAGUUAGUCUCAGGACAGCCGGGACGAGGGCUAAAAAACGAUGCGCACGCGGGGAGCCCCUGUCGACAGACGCCGGUACCGCACCGGCUGAGGCCGACUCCUCCGGCGUCCUCGUCUCGUUGAAAGCGUCGCGCGCAGGCGGAGGCGGCCGGCCAGUGUUGUCGACGAGCCCGUUUCGGCAUCUUUCUGGGGGGUGCUCCCUGUUCCCCCCCCCCACCACCACCACCACCACCACCACCACCACCAACCUCCUCCUCCUCCUCUUUCUCCAGACUGCGUAAGGCUUCCCCCCCCCCCCCCUCCCUCCCCGGUUGGAAAGGAGAAAAGUGGAGCUCCGGUGCGGCGAAGAGGCGGUGGCGGCCAAGUGUCCUCGAUGGCAGGCUGGAAGGACGGCUCGGUGCAGGAGAAGUACCGCUUGGUCGUCGUCGGAGGCGGCGGGGUGGGCAAGUCGGCCCUGACGAUCCAGUUUAUUCAGUCGUACUUUGUCACGGACUAUGACCCCACGAUCGAGGACUCGUACACCAAGCAGUGUGUGAUUGACGAAAGGGCUGCGAGGCUGGACAUUCUGGACACGGCGGGGCAGGAAGAGUUCGGGGCCAUGAGAGAACAAUACAUGAGGACAGGGGAGGGCUUCCUGCUCGUCUUCUCGGUCACCGACAGAGGAAGCUUCGAAGAAAUCUACAAAUUCCAAAGACAAAUCCUGCGCGUGAAAGACAGAGAUGAAUUCCCGAUGAUCCUCGUAGGGAACAAAGCCGACCUGGAACUGCAGAGACAAGUAACCCAAGAAGAGGGCCAGCAGCUGGCCAGACAGUUGAAGGUCACGUACAUGGAGGCGUCGGCCAAAAUUCGAAUGAACGUCGACCAGGCUUUCCACGAGCUGGUUAGAGUAAUUAGAAAGUUCCAGGAACAGGAAUGUCCACCGUCGCCGGAACCUACGAGGAAAGAGAAAGACAAGAGCGGCUGCCACUGCGUGAUCGUCUGAGUCGGCCUCAUCACUGUAACCCCGUGCGGCUCCCCCCCCCCACCCGUCGGCCCCGCCCACUCCGCCUAAACAUCGCAUCCCGACGUUGGAUGACGUACCGCUGCCUUCUCCAUCACGUGCAUGAUUGCAGACAGCCCCCCCCCCCCUCCCCCCAUCCUCACCCCUACUUCUGGGAUACUCGGACUCUCGGGGUCGCCGCGCCCAGGACGCGACUACGGACGUGUGACAGUUGCCAAAAUUGAAAACAUAAAAAAAAUAAAAACAAAACACCACUCUACCUUCAGCCAUAGCCCGAUUUACACGACUAAACAUUGCCUUUUAAGAUCCGACCGACCAAUUCACGUUUUGUACGCGGAAAGGACUUCUCUUGCCUUGUAGUGAUUUGUACUUACUGCCGAGAUUGAAUGAAACAAACAAACAAAAAGAUAUAUAUAUAUAUAUAUAAUAUAUAUAUAU